AUGGAGGCUGUUGAGAGCGUGGAUGUGAGUUGGCUUCAUCAUUCUCAUCGAGAUCAUCUAUCUCGAACGAAAUCUGCCUCGUCAACAAUUGCCGAGAAACAAAACGGACAUGCUGAGACGUCGCCUCAGCAGCAGUCGCAAGGGAAGUCCGCUGGCGGCACCGGGUCGACAUCCGGAUCGGAACAGUCCAUCACCGGGUCUUCUUCGACAGAAAGCCAUCGCGAAAACACGCCAUUAGAUGUGAAAUCUGGGACCGAAAAUGACAAUGCCGGAGAACAGAAGGCAUCCAAUACUUCAAAUGCCACCUCCAAGGGGAGUGCGCCAAGGGCUAUACCGAUAAACAGGCGCAAUUCGUGGAUCUCGUCCCUGAGCUCGAGAUUCUCCUCCGGAUCUACGCCACCGUCCCAAAAUAAUUUCAAGGAGAGCCCCCCAAAUCCAAAACAGAGUCCUCCGGCGACAAAAUUGGACCAGUAUAAUCCAUUCGGUGCCGCUUUUUCCCCUAAAGACAAGGACGAGAGGAACAAUGACUCCUCGAAUCCUUUCACGUCUAGCUCACCAAAGAAUCCGUCGUUCUUUCAAAACGCUCUUCGGAAGCUGUCGUCCGGAAAUGCUGGCCUGGGGAGGGGGUCAAAUAACGGUACAGUCUGUCAACGUCGCGUGAUGAACAUCGACCCCAAUCGCGACCGAUGCAGGGUUCCCGAAUUGAAUCAGGCGAAAUUGAAGCGUGUGGCUUUCUGUGUGGAUAAAAUCGGAGAAGUCAAAAGACAAAGGCGAUGGGUCGACUUUGAAGAAUCACCAGACGUCGGCCCCGGUGAAGGAAAGAGCGAGCAAGGUGCCGGAAAGGAGACCAAGCAGGGUGCAUCCGUUAAUGGCGAACACAAGACAGAGGGUCCGGUCAAGGAGCCCACUAGGAAACAAGAGAAAAAGAAACGGUCGGAGGAAGAGCGAAAGGAACGUAAAGAACGGAAACGAAGGCAGGCUGAGGCAAACGGCACUGUGCCAUUACAAUUGACGUUUGACGAUGAUUCCCGAGCGUCAACGUCGGGCGGCUCCCAUUCAAGAGGGCAAAGCCAUCCUACCACUGAUCCAGUCCGAAUUUACCGACGCUGUUGCCAACUUCGUGAAACUCCCGUUUUGAAGAAGCUCGUUGACCGGAUGACUUCCCAAUCCUCGACGCUGGUGGAAACUCCAGGCACCGUUCCGGUGUUAGAUCUCACGGACUUCCCCAUGACACUACAGGACAUCAUCACAUUCAGCGACUGGCUUGCAAUUGUUCCUGUUCGAAAGCUAAUCCUCGAAAAUUGUGCUCUCACCGAUGAGGGUGUCCGGUCAAUCCUGGCAGGCCUCCUUUCGACCAAGACGAUGGAGCAAGCGAGGAAUCACCGAAGAUCGACAAAGAAGAAUCAAUCUGCAGCCAAGGAGGACGGAUUUGGGGUCGUGGAGAAGUUGUCUUUAAAAAACAACCCUAAGAUUGGUCCUGAAGGCUGGCGUCAUAUCGCUCUCUUUGUCCAUUUGUCGAAGUCGAUCAAGGCCAUUGAUCUCUCCGGCAUUCCGUUUCCAAAGGCGCCGGCGGCCACCAAUGGACCUGCGGUCAGGUCUGCGAAGCCUGCGACAGAUAUCGCUUCUACGCUGGCUAGUGCACUCGCAAACCGGUUCGGCGGGAACCGCUUGGAGGAACUGCUGCUCAGCGAGUGCAUGCCGUCCACGGACGAUGUGGCAAAGAUCUGUGAUGCCGCGAUCUCCUUUGGACUGAGGAGAUUGGGGCUAGCCAACAACAACUUGACCCGCGAAGGACUCGAACAUGUCGCUCGGUAUUUCCGAUCUGGGACGUGCGAGGGGCUUGACCUGGGUGGGAACGAUUUGAGAGACCAUAUGGAUGUCCUUCUCCCUGCAAUAAACGACAAUAACCCUAUCAUGGCACUGAGUUUGGCCGAUUGCUCGUUGAAUCCCGCUGCCAUGUUUCCGCUUCUCCAAGCGUUACCUCGUCUACCGAACUUGCGAUUCAUCGAUCUCUCGCAUAACCCAGACCUCUUUUCAACGCAGCCAGAUGCGUUAUCCAUGCUCAGGAGAUUCCUUCCUAAGAUGCCUUUCCUGAGACGCAUCCAUUUGGCGGACGUCAAUCUCUCGCCCGAUCAUGCGAUCGCGCUUGCCGAGGUCCUCCCAGAGUGCCCUAGUCUCUGUCACCUGAACAUUCUGGAGAAUCCAAAAAUCGUGAGCUUGACGUCGGCGACUGACCCUGCGAGUCAGGAGGAGGCUUGCGCCGUAUAUGCCUCCCUGAUGGCUGCCGUACGCGUCUCGCGUACCAUCAUUGCUGUGGACAUCGAAGUUCCCAGCGCAGAAAGCAGCGAAGUCGUCAAGGCGUUGGCAUCACAGAUUGUGGCCUAUUCCCUGCGGAAUCUCGGUGCCCUCGAGGAACUGAAGGGUUCAGACGAUGCGUCUGCUGCCCGAUCGCAGGUUCCGGUUCCAGAAGUUCUCCAGCAUAUCGUGGGCCAGGUUGAUGGAACGCUAUGUGAUGGUACCGAAAUUGAGCCUGCUCCGGAUGAGGACUAUGUCAUUGGUGGCACCGGGGUUGUGAAAGCACUGGGAGUUUGUCUUGGUAAUGUCGACCACCAUUAUCGUGAACUGGGCGAUCUGUCUCGGCCUACCAGUGGCAGAUCGACUCCUGUGCAUCGACCUACAUCUUCCCUCGGUAGCACCAAGAAGCCCCGUGACAUGUCCAUAAACCUGCUGGGUUCUGCACGGAACAUUCGGGCGAGGAUUCAAUCGGCUCUUGUCCGGGAAGACAAAGCCGGCAAUGAUAAUAAUUAUCGACGUCUCCAAUUUCUCGACGUCACGCUGGAGAAGAUUAUCCAGCGAUUCGAAGACGAAUACCCUGAGACCAGAAUUGGGCCUCCCACUGGGUCCACGGCUGGUGGAGAGGUCGGCUCCCAACACUCUAGUGAGGACGUUCAAGAUCAGUCCUUGUUGGCUGGAAGUGUUCCGGCUGAUACCGCUGUCGACGAAACUGCAAUCGAUGAGGAAGACACGGAUCAAUACGCCGUUCGCCUAUCACGCAGUGGGUCGAAUACCUCCCUCCAUUCUCGGGCUCUCACCUCGGAAGAAGGCCACAUUCACCGCAUCGGUCAGAAUCUGCGUCGGGAUUUACUCGAUUCCUCUCUGGGACCGUCUGCCGAUGGGCUGUCCACUGUCCCGGAUGAGACUCGCCUUGCUAUAUUACGGCAGAAGUUGGAGAGCUUGCGCGGAGACGAGAUCCGUUCACGCGUGGAGAGCGUGGGCCCGGACAAGGCCCUUGAAGAACUGGGAUCCACGGUCGAAGAACUUUGGAUCAUCCAGCGGCAAGACCAGGAGGCAUUCCAGAAAUUCAAGGAAAGCCAGAUCGCCGCUCAGAUCAACGGGGGGCUGCGCCCCCCUUUGGCAGACGAUAGUCACCCAUCAGGCAAGGGCUUCUGA
This is a messenger RNA of Rasamsonia emersonii CBS 393.64, 3450 nucleotides long. Its product is annotated as Cell wall biogenesis protein Mhp1. The coding region runs from base 1 to 3450 and encodes 1149 amino acids. The record is from RefSeq and is a predicted model, not a curated record. The transcript is spliced from 4 exons. Lineage: Eukaryota; Fungi; Ascomycota; Eurotiomycetes; Eurotiales; Trichocomaceae.